AUGGCUAACUGCGGGGGCUGGAGUGAGGAGCCGGUCUCUAAGGACAAGCAGCGCCCUCCAAUCUACAAUCCCGAGGAUUAUGCAACUUCUUUGAAGAAAUGGGGUAAGAAGACAGGCGGUGCCAGCCUGUACGACCUGGAGGCUGGACAAGAUGCCAACAAGUCCAGGACACUGCCCAACCAGGGUAGUAAGGACUUCAGAAAUCCGUGCUUGGGUGUGGGAGAAGAGAUGACCCUCCGUCAGUUUGGAACACCCAGUGAGCUGCUGACCAAGCUCAGAGCUGAUCUACGACUGUCUUUUCCAAGUUUCGUCCAAGAGUUCUCGUGCGAGCCGCUAGAUGGCGUGACUUUAUUGCUGGAACUCUUGCGCAACGUCCAGCUGACCCAAUCAGGAGAGGGUGCGCGUGGGCCGCCCGCUGUGAGGAGAAGACCGCUAUUAGAUGAAUUAGCUUGUUUACAAUGUUUAUGGAGCUGCUGCAGUCGUUACCCAGACUGCGUACGAAGAUUAGUGUCAGGUUCCAAUGGAGUAUACACCCUCACCGUCUGCAUCAUGUCCACUGUCAAUAAAUCCAGGGUUCUAGCGUUGCAGCUCCUAACGAAAGCCUGCUACCCACCAGCAAAAGGCCACAGCAUGGUUUCCGAAGCUCUAUCCACUCUCCGUCUCCGAUAUGGUGAACCAGUUCGCUUCAGGUUCCUAGUGGGGAUGCUGCAGAGUUCUGGUGGUUCUGGUGACCUUCAGGCAGCUGGUCUCGCCUUCAUCAAUGCCCUGUUGAGCAGUGCUCCAACUCCUCAAAGGAAGCUGUACAUCCAAGCUGAGUUGGAGCAGGCUGGCUUUGAUAUUGUUACUUUGAAAAAGAUGGUAGCCAAGCUGCCGAGUGCGAACGAUCAAGUGACGAGAGAAAUAGAUGAUUACGAGAAGCAAUUGAUCGACAUUGACACGUUGAGCGAGAAGGCAAAUGAGGCUCAGAGAGAAAAAGAUGAUUUGAGGCACAAACUGGACCUGCUUGAGAAGAGAGUCAAGAUUCUUCAAGAAGAAAAAGGGAUCCUGCUGUCUUUAGAAAAAUGUUUGAAAGAGAAGUGUUGUGAACUUCAGGAGGAAGUGUCGUCACUGAGAUCUGAACAUGGUAACUCCAAUAGGAAGAAACCAUUCGCCAUGAAAAAGAAAAGUUCAGUUCAUAGAAAUAAAGACGAGUCAUCACCUCCUGAAGACGAAGGUAUCAGCUCCUCAGAGAGAUCUCUUAGCCCUGAAGGUGAUCCUCAACGAGACUCCAUGGUCUACGAAGUAUUCAAUGUCAAAAACGAAACCUACGAUCUAAUGCGAAACAAACGUACGUUACAUAAGAAACUUGAAUGCAAGAAGAAUGAUAAGAAAUCUUCCGACGAAGAAGAUGAAACCACAAUAGAUGAAGUUAUUCAAGAAUUAAGAAACAUAGUUAAUCAUGCAGAAUCAGAACAAUAUGCUAAAGAUUUUAUUGAUGAUCGGUCAUCUAGAUGUAACCAAACUUCAGAAAUCAACGUCCCUCUAGAAUGCAAGAAGCAUAGGGAUGAAAAAGAAGAUUCUAUCACAAGUACUAGACACAGUAUACAGAUUAAAGGAAAAGAAGAUUUCCCAGAUGAUAGCGUAGAAGAGGAUCAAGAGUCUGAAAUUGUACCAAGCAGAAUAGUCCCUCACCCACCUAGAAAGGCCAAGAGCCUGCUACACUUAUUUGUCCCACCAGUAGUAGACCAAGGUUUGGUCUAUAAACCACCUGAUCUUUACGAUGAUCACUUCUAUUCCAGUGACGAAGGAUCUGACUCUUUACUUAGCGCCUCAAAAUACACUAAACCAGUAAGCAAGAAACCUUCGGGUUCUAGUUUUGAUUUCCACGAGUGUCGAGCUGUUUUCAAUUCUAUUACAGAUAGGAAUAAAGAUGAAGGUAGACCUAAGCGUUCUAGGACUCGUUCCAGAGAAGAAAGUAGAAGGACAUCUAUUAAACGAAGUGAGUCCUUCCAAACUUCUGAAAAGGGAUCUAGACAGAGGGAAUACAUUGAUAGUAUGUUUUAUGGUGAAUCUCAUACUCCUCACAUGGGUUCAACGAACCCAUUGCAAAGAUCUAAUUCAAAAUGCAGCCGUGUGGACGAAAUAGUGAACCUGAUUGAGUCCAAGAAACUUACUAAAAGUCUUGACAGGAUUGAUGAGGGUCUGAACUCGAUGGUAGAUAUUGUAAUGCUGACUGAACCUAGGAAGCCUAUCUGGCCAUAUGAGAGACGACAGAGAUCCUGCUCCAGGACUAGCAGUGAUGGAGGAAACGAGAGUCCCUUGAUCCCAGUCACGAGGUCCAACAGCAAACUUACCAACAUACAUCGUUACGAUACAAAAUCCAAGGAUGAUAUUAUGAAAAUGGAAUCAAAGCAAUUUUACAUGACCCAGCCUAAGUUGAACUCUAGCCUUGAGAGCCAAACUGCUUUCAACAGCUCAACCUUUCUGGUGAAGCGUGGUCAUAGCAACGCUGGCUUUUACUCUGGCCCUCAUAUGCUUAGAGAUGCUCCUGCCAGCAUGACAAGUCUUGUCGUCACUGGUACACACAGCCACGCAGAUUUGAAGAGAAAUCUGUCUCCAAUAGGUUCGAACUCGAGCAAAUAUGGCGUCCACAAAGUGACAGAUAUGCCUUCUGGGUUGUACUAA
This is a messenger RNA of Spodoptera littoralis (African cotton leafworm), 2664 nucleotides long. The record is from the annotation of a GenBank genome assembly. NCBI's taxonomy places the organism in Eukaryota, Metazoa, Arthropoda, Insecta, Lepidoptera, Noctuidae.